GCUGAUAUCGGGACACAAAGAGCCAGACCACACACUCAAAACAACCCUGCAGCCAACAACAGAAGGUGUUUCAACGCUACUGCAGUGACUCUGGGAGGGUUUUAUCUUCUGAUAUUGGCUGGACUCUUCAUUCGCUUCAUUUUGCUGCAGACCAGAUACGAGAUGCUGCAGACCCAAUACAACCAACUGAGCAACAACAACAGUCAGCUCCAGGUGAAAGUUUCAGACAUCUCCAUCAACUACAGUCAGUUACAGAGCAGUUAUGAAACACUGAGUGUAAAUCACAGUCACUUACAAGAUGAAAUAAAGCAGUUGAAGAACAGAACUAAAGAUAAAAGCUGCCCUGAUGGAUGGACGACAUUUGGAUCCCAUUGUUACUUUAAAUCUAAAGAGAAGAAAACUUGGGAUGGAAGCAGAGCUAUCUGUCAGCAGAGAGAAGCAGAUCUAGUCGUCAUAAACAACAAAGAGGAACAGAAGUUUGUUACUGAGCUGAGUAAGGAUGGAGAGUCCUGGAUUGGUCUACUGUAUGAAUCGAGCCAAUCUGGAUACAAAUGGGAUUGGGUCGAUGGAUCACCACUGACAGAAACGUUCUGGGCAGCAGGACUGCCUCACUAUGACGGUUACAGGUAUGCUGCAAAAUGCUGCGAUCAACAAGAAAAAUGGACACAAAGGCGAUAUUAUGAUAAUAAGAACUGGAUCUGUGAGAAAGUUUUUCUCUGA
Perca fluviatilis (European perch) is the source of this 720-nucleotide messenger RNA. RefSeq names its product CD209 antigen-like protein A. The coding region runs from base 163 to 720 and encodes 185 amino acids. The transcript is spliced from 7 exons. Lineage: Eukaryota; Metazoa; Chordata; Actinopteri; Perciformes; Percidae. The record is from RefSeq and is a predicted model, not a curated record.